AGCCCGGGCUGUGGAAACGGAGGGUGGGGACACUCUGGCCCGGCUCUCGGUGGUGCAGGAGCAGGAGGUGCAGCGGCCGCUCUGGUCGGCGGACGUGCUGCGGUGCAGUCCCGGAAGCGAAGCAGCGAUGGCGGAGAGUCCGACUGAGGAGGCGGCGACGGCUACGGCGGGUGCCGGGGCGGCGGGCCCUGGGGCAAGCGGCGUUGCUGGUGUUGUUGGCGUUAGCGGUAGCAGCGGCGGAUUCGGGCCGCCUUUCCUGCCGGAUGUGUGGGCGGCGGCGGCGGCAGCGGGCGGGGCCGGGGGGCCUGGGAGCGGCCUGGCUCCGCUGCCCGGGCUCCCGCCCUCGGCCGCUGCUCACGGGGCCGCGCUGCUUAGCCACUGGGACCCCACGCUCAGCUCCGAUUGGGACGGCGAGCGAACCGCGCCGCAGUGUCUACUCCGGAUCAAGCGGGAUAUCAUGUCCAUUUAUAAGGAGCCUCCUCCAGGAAUGUUCGUUGUACCUGAUACUGUUGACAUGACUAAGAUUCAUGCAUUGAUCACAGGCCCAUUUGACACUCCUUAUGAAGGGGGUUUCUUCCUGUUCGUGUUUCGGUGUCCGCCCGACUAUCCCAUCCACCCACCUCGGGUCAAACUGAUGACAACGGGCAAUAACACAGUGAGGUUUAACCCCAACUUCUACCGCAAUGGGAAAGUCUGCUUGAGUAUUCUAGGUACGUGGACUGGCCCUGCCUGGAGCCCAGCCCAGAGCAUCUCUUCUGUGCUCAUCUCCAUCCAGUCCCUGAUGACUGAGAACCCCUAUCACAAUGAGCCUGGCUUUGAACAGGAGAGACAUCCAGGAGACAGCAAAAACUACAAUGAAUGUAUUCGGCACGAGACCAUCAGAGUGGCCGUCUGUGACAUGAUGGAAGGAAAAUGUCCCUGCCCUGAACCCCUACGGGGGGUGAUGGAGAAGUCCUUCCUGGAGUAUUAUGACUUCUAUGAGGUGGCCUGCAAAGAUCGCCUACACCUUCAAGGACAGACUAUGCAGGACCCUUUUGGAGAGAAGCGGGGCCACUUUGACUACCAGUCCCUCUUGAUGCGCCUGGGACUGAUUCGUCAGAAAGUGCUGGAGAGGCUCCAUAAUGAGAACGCCGAAAUGGACUCUGAUAGCAGCUCGUCUGGGACAGAGACAGACCUGCACGGGAGCCUGAGGGUUUAGACCCUGCUCCUUUCUCCCCUCCCCGCCCACUCAAGAGUCCCAGCAAAGUCCCUUCCCCCCACCCCAGGGAUGGAGAGGCACUGUGUAUCUCCCUCCAAACGUGACAUCAUCCUGCAAGAUGGCAAGAAUCAAGAGAGCUCGGAUCCCAGGGUGUGGGAGUGGGGAGGCUGUUCCUCAUCUGACCUCCUUGGCUCCAAGCAACUGGGGCCGUGUUCAUCCCGUAUCAGGGGCCAAGGUACCUAUACAGGAGCACCUAGGGCGAGGGCCUCUGGCAAACAAAACAACCAACACACCUCUCCACAGGGCCAGCUCCUUAGGAAUAGGUGGAAGACAGAAAUUGCAAUUCCAAGAGGGAAUGUGCCCAAAUGGUUUAUGGGGAUAUCUGGAAGGGAGCUUGGGAUGGGGGGCUGUCUGUGACACUUAAGCAGUCUGGGUGGUUGUCUGUCUGUCUUUCUUCAGUCUUGAAGCAGGGCUUCCCAAUGCCGUUUUCCUCCCUGCCCCCCUCCCCCAUCAUUUCCCACAGGCCAGCGUAAUUUUGUUUUUCCUAAUUUAUAGUCACUGUUCUAGACAGACCAAAGAGAAGGAACAGUGGUGGCGUCUUGGCUGCUGAUCAGUAAGCUUUACCUAGCACCUGAGCACCUUUCUCCCCUGUCCCAUUCCUUUACCCUUUUCUAGAUUUAAGAUAGGAUGUAAAAGUGACUGGGACUGAACCAAGGUCUUGGUAAAGCCUGCACAGGCGCCAUAAGAAGCUGAAAAUACUGUUUGUUCCCGCAAUCACUGAUUUGAAAAGUUCCCAACACAGGCAGCUGCUGUGUGGAUGGGAUUAGAGCCACUACAUAGAAUAGCCUCUUACAGAUUUUCAUAAAUACUAGUCACAGGGCAUUUCUCUUGGGGGUAGGGUACAGGGGGGAGACUGAUGCUAGUCCUAUUGUAUUUUGUUUGGCUGUCCUCAUGUUUUUUUUCUACCCCAGCCUGUAGUCCCCCUCCUUACUCCAACCCCCAGGGACUUGUGGGGAACAAGGAUAGCCAGUGGCAGAAGGGGAUUUGGGCUGGGACUCUGGAGACUGCUCCCCUUCUCCCCCCUCACCCUUUUUCCCUUCCAGCUGCUCUUUGUCACUGGCUCUGAUGGGUGUUUGCCUGGCUGUGUUGCUUCUCUGUAUUUAGCUGCAGUGAUCCUUUAGCUGGUUGGCUCAGAAAAAUGUGCUUUAGGUGCCCUGUAAUACUGGGCAUCAAGGGGAUCCAUUCUUCCCGUUUUUGAUGUGUUCUCCCCUGUACUUUCCAGAUUCUUAUUGUGUUAUGGCUCCCAGAGGGGUAUUGGUGAUCCAUGUGACGCAGGGCCUGUCAGUAUCCAGCCGCCUGAAGGGGAGAGGAUAACUUGUACCUGCCCUGCCCGCUGCUAUGAAGGUGUCUGCCUUAUGGAUCAUGGGAUCCCCCUGGGGGAAAUUGGGGUGGGGGUGGGCACAAAGGAGAAUGUCCUACUUGGGAGGGCAGGAAGCAAAGAAACUGGACAGGGAAUGGGCCUGGGAAAUGGAAGUUUAUCUUGGAUACCUGAAGGUUGUGUCUCUUCACACACAUUCUCAAAAAGGGACCCCGCUUCAAACUUCCCUCUUCCAGUCCCAGAGCUAGUCCAGGGCUUAGAAGGACGCCCUUGGUCUGUAGGUCCAGUGUUGUCUGUCAUCCAUUUAAGUGUUCCCACUUUCAAGUGACAAUCCUCUCCUUGGCGCUGCCACGGGCAGAGCAUGUCUGGCAUUGUGGCCUGACUUUUACGCCCUAAUCUUGAGGAAAUAUAUGCACAGGAGUCAAAGAGAUGUCUUUAUAUCUGACUGUACAUAAAUGAAGUUUUUUUUUUUCUUUUUGGUGCAAUAAAGUUUGUUUUGGCAGAAGGAG
This is a messenger RNA of Trichechus manatus latirostris (Florida manatee), 3085 nucleotides long. It is a transcript of the gene UBE2Z, whose product is annotated as ubiquitin conjugating enzyme E2 Z. Lineage: Eukaryota; Metazoa; Chordata; Mammalia; Sirenia; Trichechidae. The transcript is spliced from 7 exons. The record is from RefSeq and is a predicted model, not a curated record. Bases 128 to 1198 code for a protein of 356 amino acids.